Molecule: messenger RNA, 381 nt
Organism: Suillus fuscotomentosus
Lineage: Eukaryota; Fungi; Basidiomycota; Agaricomycetes; Boletales; Suillaceae
Exons: 1
Coding region: 1-381 (126 amino acids)
Source: RefSeq, a predicted model, not a curated record
AUGGAUGGGAUGCCAAGGUUACUCACUGGUGACGAGUUCUACAAUCAAGUCUCUGAGCAUCAAAGAGCAGCAGAGGAGGAAGCAGCAGCAAAGGAAGUUCAUCAGAUCGAAAGGGAGGGGAGAGCAGCUGCCAUGGCAGUAUGGAAAGAAGCAGAGGCAGCGCGGCUGAAGAGAAACGAGGAACGUCGAGCCACAUACAAAGAAGAAGUGAGGCUGAGGGAGGAGGAGAGAGAUUGUGCCAAGCUCGAGAAGUGUCGACCAAGGUGGACAAAACCAAAACAGGGCAAAUUAGAGUUGCCAAUACCUAAACCGACUCUUGAUGAUGUUGAAGACAACGACAUUGACGGCAACGAUUCUGAUGGUGGGAGCUCAGAGGUUUGA